GACUGUCUUAACACAAAAAUCCCUUUUGUGAAAAGUAAUGGAGAUUGCUUACUACUUAGUCUCAUUUUUAUUUGCAUUUACUUUAGUAGUAAUAUAUGCAUGGAGGUUGUUGAAUUGGGCAUGGUUUAGGCCAAAGAAACUGGAAAGAUGCCUCAGAAAACAAGGUCUCAAAGGAAACUCUUACAAACUAAUUUCUGGAGACCUCAAAGAGUCGUCCAAAAGCAUUGAAGAUGCUAAGUCCAAGCCAUUGAAUGUGUCUGAUGAUGACAUAUCACCCAGAAUUCUCCCUUAUAUCGUUGAAACAAUCAAGAAACACGGUAAAAACUGUUUUAUGUGGGUUGGGCCUAAGCCUAUGAUACUUGUAAAGGACCCUGAGGUAAUAAAGGACGUGUUUAUCAAACAUGCUCCCUAUCAUAAGCCAAAUUCAACUCCCCUGACCAAGUUGUUGGUACAAGGAGUUGCAACUUACGAAGACGAUAAAUGGGCAAAGCACAGAAAAAUCCUCAAUCCGGCUUUCCAUAUGGAGAAGAUAAAGCAUAUGCUUCCAGCAUUUCAUAUGAGCUUCAGUGAGAUGGUGAACCAAUGGGAGGAGGCUGUCUCAGUGAAGGGAACAUCUUGCGAACUCGAUAUAUGGCCUUACCUUCAAAGAUUUAGUAGUGAUGCGAUUUCGCGCACAGCCUUUGGAAGCAAUUAUGAAGAAGGGCGAAAGAUAUUUGAGCUUCAAAAGGAACAAGCUGAGCAUGUCAUUGAAGUGUCUCGUACGUUAUAUAUUCCAGGAUGGAGGUUUAUGCCAACUAAGAGAAAUAGAAGGAUGAAGGAGAUUGAGAAAGAAGUUCAAGCAACAAUUAGGGGAAUCAUUGAUAAAAGAGUGAAGGCAAUGAAAGCAGGGGAGGUCAAUACCGGUGACUUAUUAGGCAUAUUGUUGGAAUCCAACUUUAAAGAAAUUGAACAACAUGGUAACAAGAAUUUUGGUAUGACUAGACGAGAGGUCAUCGAGGAAUGUAAAUUGUUCUAUUUUGGGGGGCAAGAGACCACCUCUGUUUUGCUUGUAUGGACUAUGGUUUUGUUAAGCAGGCAUCCAGACUGGCAAGCUCGUGCUAGAGAAGAGGUUUUACAAAUCUUUGGUGAUAACAUGCCAGAAUUUGAUGGACUAAAUCGCUUGAAAAUUGUGACAAUGAUUUUAAACGAGUCGUUAAGGCUAUAUCCACCAGUUGGAGCGCUUGAUCGACGUAUUGCAACCAAUACCAAGCUAGGGGAACUAAGUUUACCAGCUGGAGUGAUGCUCUCAAUUCCAAUAAUUUUAGUGCAUCAUGACAAGGAAAUAUGGGGUGAAGAUGCAAAAGAGUUCAAGCUGGAGAGAUUCAGUGAAGGCGUUUCAAAGGCAACAAAGGGCCGAAUGACAUUUUUCCCAUUUGGUGCAGGACCUCGGAUAUGCAUUGGACUAAACUUUGCAAUGAUAGAAGUGAAGAUGGCUUUGGCUAUGAUUCUACAACGCUUCUCCUUUGAGUUAUCUCCUUCUUACACACAUGCGCCGCAGUCUAGAAUAACUAUGCAACCCCAAUGUGGUGCUCCUCUUAUAUUGCACCGGUUGUAAGUGUAGAGACUUGCAUGAACUUCCUUAUUCGAUGAAUAACUAUGGUAAAGCCAACAUAAGUUGAAACAUUUUGCAGCUCUGGCCUCUGCUUUCUUGCAAUCAAAGGCUAGAUUAUUCAAUUACGUGAUUGUUUAUGUGGAAAGUCCCUUUACCGAUACCAAGGGGAACCAUGAAUUAGAAAAAUAGGUACUGCUCUCCGCCGGUCGUAACAAUGUUCGAUGUUAAGAAAUUUCUUAACUAGGCUUUGUUUGAUCUUUUUUUUUUUUUUCAAUGACUCAAUGUUGGAGAAUUUUACAGAAAUAAUGGAUGUUCUCUAAUGGCCUAGAGCUAGCUCUAUCUAUAUCU
Molecule: messenger RNA, 1939 nt
Organism: Lycium barbarum (goji berry)
Lineage: Eukaryota; Viridiplantae; Streptophyta; Magnoliopsida; Solanales; Solanaceae
Product: cytochrome P450 CYP72A219-like
Exons: 5
Coding region: 38-1594 (518 amino acids)
Molecular function (GO): monooxygenase activity; heme binding; oxidoreductase activity, acting on paired donors, with incorporation or reduction of molecular oxygen
Source: RefSeq, a predicted model, not a curated record